This is a messenger RNA of Morone saxatilis (striped sea-bass), 1186 nucleotides long. RefSeq lists its product as uncharacterized. Gene Ontology annotation, cellular component: protein phosphatase type 1 complex. The transcript is spliced from 3 exons. The record is from RefSeq and is a predicted model, not a curated record. Bases 140 to 1036 code for a protein of 298 amino acids. NCBI's taxonomy places the organism in Eukaryota, Metazoa, Chordata, Actinopteri, Moronidae. Gene Ontology annotation, biological process: regulation of glycogen biosynthetic process. Gene Ontology annotation, molecular function: glycogen binding; protein phosphatase 1 binding.
UAUAAAUAGGACCGCGUGCCACAUUGUCCUGCGGGGCAAAGCGAUGACUGGAACUACAGGUGACAACUCGCUGCACGUAGGAGUUUGAAAAACUCCAGCCAAACAUUGAGGAUAAUAUUCCCGUCACUCAACGCCAGAGAUGGAGAUGUCCAGCACAACGGUCCUGCCAGUUGUUGGCCUCAGGUCAACGGCCCAGUCAGCUGGUCUUGCAGAGAUCACUGUCAUGCUGUGCUUGAACCAACGUAAACAACUGUGUCCCCAUGUUUGGGUUCCCAUCCUGAAGCCCCAGCGCCCUUGCAUCCGUCCUCCAGUUUCAGAUCAGCUGCCCUCUGACAUCCUGAGCCAAGCCUGGCUGACCCACCCUCUCCCAUUUUUAUUGGAUGAACUGGAAGAUGACGACGACGACGCUUUAUUCCCAAUCCCAAUCAAAAACAAACGUGUGGUUUUCGCUGACUCGCAGGGAUUGUCUCUGACAGCCGUGCGAGAGUUUUCUGAUGAAGAAGAGCAGCCUGACCUCGACCCUCUGCCAUCCCUGCAGGGUUUGGGAACCAUGACAGAGGAUGGUUACAGCUGCACCGUCAGCACCUGCUGCCCAGGAACACGGCUCAAACUGGGCUUCCCGCAGCCCUCUGCAGAUUUCCAGGCCUUCCGUGCCAAGCUGGCAAAGAGCAUGGUUAUCCUGGAGAACUGCAGUGUUAAUGAGCAGGCCCUGCAAGGAACCGUCCGAGUCAGGAACAUCAGUUUCCAGAAGGACGUGCAUGUGCGUGUCACCUUUGACUCGUGGCAGAGCUGCAGAGAUGUGCCCUGUUCUUACCUCCAGAAACGCUUCGGGGGACCUCAGACAGACAUCUUUGAAUUUGACAUUGCUAUUCCUAAAGUGCUAGAUGCCAAAAGGAAGAUAGAAUUCUGUUUAAGUUAUUUACCAGGUGGGCACAGUGAGCCUUUUUGGGACAAUAACAACGGGCAGAAUUACAGCAUUGCUGUGUGUGUGAGCUCACACCUCUGUCGCGGGAAGAAUCUAAGUGAAAGGGCAUGACUUACUCAGCCUAUAUUUUGGCUCAGGCUACAUGCAGCAGUCCUUUGGUAAAGAUAUUUUUUGGGGAUAUUUUUUAUUUGCAUUGUUUUCACUCUGAAUUGCAUUUUCAUUCAUCUUUAACAUUUCUUUCUAUAAAACAUUUUUAAAACA